AUGUAUCACGAAAUGGCAUUGCUCACUGGGAAUGCAGACCCUGAGUUCAGCUCCCGCUCCUUCAACAACUUGGAAAACCUGUGUGAAGUGCAAACCAAGAAAGGAUUCUUCUACAAAAAGGCCAAACUUCUGCAUGCUGGAGAAGACCUGUGCUGCUUAGCCCGCUUGGAUGACCGGUCCAGGUUUGUGAUCAUCAACGUAGGUGGUAUUAAGUAUAAAAUUCCCUGGACCACCUUGGAGAACUGCCCCUUGACCAGGCUUGGGAAGCUAAAAUCUUGCAACAAUUAUGAUGAGAUCAUGGACAUCUGCGAUGAUUAUGAUGUUAGCUGCAAUGAAUUUUUUUUUGACCGUAAUCCUAGUGCCUUCAGAACCAUCAUGACAUUCCUGACAGCCGGGAAGCUGAGGCUUCUCAGGGAGAUGUGUGCUCUUUCGUUCCAGGAGGAGCUUGUGUACUGGGGGAUAGAAGAGGACCACCUGGAGUGGUGCUGUAAAAAGAGAUUGCGACAGAAAGAGGAAGAGGCAGCUGAGGCCAGGCUGUUUGAAAGGGAGAUGGUAUUUAAUGAAGCUACGCAAUGUGCCUUCCAGGACAGCAGCCGACUGAGUUUGUGCAUGAGGAAGCUCAGGGAUAUGGUGGAGAACCCCCACUCAGGGAUCCCAGGAAAGAUCUUUGCUUGUAUUUCAAUAUCCUUUGUUGCCAUCACUGCUGUCAGCCUCUGCAUCAGCACCAUGCCAGAUGUCAGAGAAGAAGAGGAUCGGGGUGAAUGCUCACAAAAGUGCUACGACAUCUUUGUGCUGGAGACGGUGUGUGUGGCGUGGUUUUCCUUUGAGUUCCUGCUGCGAUCCAUCCAGGCAGAAAACAAGUGUGCUUUCCUGAAAACCCCGCUCAACAUCAUCGACAUCCUGGCCAUUCUGCCUUUCUACGUCUCUCUCAUUGUGGAUGUGGUUUCCACAAAAAACAGCAGCAAGCCUGGCGGGGGAGCUGGGAACAAGUACCUGGAGCGCGUGGGGCUGGUGCUGCGCUUCCUGCGGGCGCUGCGCAUCCUGUACGUGAUGAGGCUGGCGCGGCACUCGCUGGGGCUGCAGACGCUGGGGCUCACCGUGCGCCGCUGCACGCGCGAGUUCGGGCUGCUCCUGCUCUUCCUCUGUGUCGCCAUGGCCCUCUUCUCGCCGCUGGUCUACUUGGCUGAGAGCGAACUGGGAGCCAAGCAAGAGUUCACCAGCGUCCCCACCAGCUACUGGUGGGCUGUGAUCUCCAUGACAACUGUUGGCUACGGGGACAUGGUGCCCCGUAGCAUCCCCGGACAGGUGGUAGCCCUGAGCAGUAUCUUGAGUGGGAUUUUGCUGAUGGCUUUCCCAGUCACGUCCAUCUUUCAUACCUUUUCCCGUUCCUACAGCGAGCUGAAGGAGCAGCAGCAGCGAGUAGCCAGCAGGCAGGUGCGCCAGUGGCAAGAGAACACUGAGUUCUCAGGUGGUGACAGUACAAGGGGGCUCAGUGCCACAUUCCCACCAAGUGCUGGUGAGCAGGAGGGUCUGCCCUUGGCAGGCCAGUAAGCCAAGAGAAGUUCUUGACCCUGAAGACCUGAGGACAUACAUUGGCAGCACAAGAUGCAGUGGACAGGGGAGGUCAGUUCUGCAAGAAUACCUUGAACUGCAUAAAUGAGGGGCAGACACACGC
This is a messenger RNA of Pseudopodoces humilis (Tibetan ground-tit), 1675 nucleotides long. It is a transcript of the gene KCNG2, whose product is annotated as potassium voltage-gated channel modifier subfamily G member 2. Gene Ontology annotation, biological process: action potential; potassium ion transmembrane transport; protein homooligomerization. The record is from RefSeq and is a predicted model, not a curated record. Gene Ontology annotation, cellular component: voltage-gated potassium channel complex; membrane. Lineage: Eukaryota; Metazoa; Chordata; Aves; Passeriformes; Paridae. Gene Ontology annotation, molecular function: protein binding; voltage-gated potassium channel activity.